Sphaeroforma arctica JP610 is the source of this 4123-nucleotide messenger RNA. RefSeq lists its product as hypothetical. Gene Ontology annotation, molecular function: protein binding. The record is from RefSeq and is a predicted model, not a curated record. Gene Ontology annotation, cellular component: cytoplasm. The coding region runs from base 76 to 4110 and encodes 1344 amino acids. Lineage: Eukaryota; Ichthyosporea; Ichthyophonida. The transcript is spliced from 18 exons.
ACAGGUCACCAAGCAUCAGUGUCUUCCAUCGUGUCCGUAUGUGUGCGCCAAGCAGGUGAUUCGAUUGACGCGGUCAUGUCUGCGAGCGAAGACGGCACGUUAUUCCUGUGGGAUCUUUCCGAUGGCCGUUGCUUAGCAACGGAGACAUCUCUCCCGCGUGGACCAUCCACACUCACGACGCUCACGUCACGCAAGCAAGUAGUGUGUACCGGACACUAUGGGAUGGUGUAUGUCGUGGAUGCCGCAACCCUACACGUUGUCAAGACGCUCACCAGCGAAGCUCGUCCUGACUGGAUUACGGCUGUGUGUGUGGUGGGGAUGGGUGCGAUUGAUACCACUAACGGGUCAGGCGAGCCGGUGCAGACGGACGCGCUAUUGGCUGUAACUGGAGAGGGCACUUUCAAGCUGUGGUCUUUGGAACUUGUGGAGACCACAUUCAUGAGCGUGGACGACCAUCCCCUCUGGAAGCCGCUGAAGAUUCAGCCGCUCGAGGGCUGUCGACAGCCCAAAACAAUUGCCAUCUCCCCAUUCUGUCGGUCUCUUUUCAGCAUUGUCACGCCCACGUGCUGGUUACUGUACUCCGCGGCAGGAUGUAAGCUACUGUGUCGCAUCAUGGCUCCCACACGCAUCCGUUGGCAGAGCUCGCAGUUUCUGUCGUCGACUCUGGUCGCACUCUUCGGACAAGCAGGCAAUUGUUAUGUGUACUCCCUCAGCCUUCCAGAGAAACCCUAUGCACCGCUGACGUUUGAGUUCCAGGGUAGGCCAUCGUAUUCAGCGACCACGAAAUCGCCUUCGGACCCCACCGAUGUCGAGACUGCCCAGUCAAGACACUUGGAGCUAAAGAAGUCCGAUUCUUUCCAAGUGUUCCCAGAUUUGCCGCAAACUGACUUCAAUCAGCAGAUGGCAAGUCUGGUGUGCGUAUACACGGCCGCCACUCCCUGUGCCAAGACACAACCCACCCCUUUCACACACUCACCAGUGCCAACACGUGCAGAGAAUGGAGGCACGAGUGUGUUAGGGGAUAAGGAAAGCGAUGAUACUAAACAAACGGAGGCCAGUGAGAGAUCAGCUAAACGUGGUCCAACGGAACGGAUAAGGAAUCUGGUGCUGUCUGCGGGUGGGCGAGUGCGAGGAUUCAACCCCGUCUCUCUUUAUGCCGGCCCUGAUACAACUGCGGACGGGCCAGCGCGACCCGCCGUUUCAUCGGCAUUCCCUAGUCACCUGAUUGUAUCUGGCGACGAUUUUGGAGUUCUGCGCGUGUGGGACGUUUCCGACAAGAUGCAGGCGUCUUCCCCGUACCUAUAUCCAAAAUCACAGAGAUCAGUCCCAGCGACAGGUAUCGAUGCCAGCUCAAUACCCUUCAAGUCUGCCGACAGCUAUGACUUGCUUGAAUUAUCCAACACGGAAGCGGCCAAGGGAGACUUAGAGAUCAUUUCGAAUUGCGCUUCCUACGAUUUUAGGGAUAAGUGGGAUGCCGGCGAAGAAACAGACAAUGGUUAUGGCGAUGUUACUGCCUCUGCAAUUAUUAAGAAUAUCUACAUGGCCAGAGGUUAUGCAUCGGGUGUAAUUGUUCUGUGCGAGCUAAUGGCAGAGCUCGAGAGGGUUUUGAGCAACGAAUGUCAGACAACCAAACAUCUGCCGAAAGUCAGUCCGCACGCAACAGGGGGCGGUAUAGUGAUCGUAAAGUCAUCAGAAGAUUACACGCCGCAAAAGGCGAGCGACCCAAUACUGAUGACCGGCCAUACCGGGGCUGUCACGUGUUUGCUGUAUCCACACGAUGUCGACAACAAUUUCUCAGCCCACCAUCUCAUAUCGGGAUCAGACGAUUUCACCAUUCGUGUGUGGAAUGUAUCAACAGGCGAAGCAAUUCAUGUGUUCCACAACCACUGCGCUCCCAUUGCGAGGUUGAUACCGUUUUCCGGACGGGAAGUGUCGCGGUCGACGAACUGUAUAUGUUCUCUUGCCGGCGAUCACAACGUAGGCAUAUACUCACUGGAUGAUAUGAGGUGCUUGCACAGCAUGGGUGGCCACAUGUUCCCUGUGCGGUCGGUGCAAUGGCGUUACGAUGACGACUACUUUGUCGUGGACUGCAUAGACGGCACCAUAUAUGUCUGGCAGCUGGGUACCGGCCAUUUGGACAGAGUCGCCCAAGGCAAAUUGGCCGAAGGCAUACUGGCAAACUGGGAGAGCCAAGCAUCCGCACGUGAUGUGGUGUGGAAGCGAUACGGAGACGACACCGUCACAUCGGGCAAUGGGUACGGGAACCUCAAGACACUCACGACAGCCCUCACGUGUAGUCCAACCAAUGCCCAGGCCAAGAAUGUGGCACUGGUGAAACUGCAGAGGACUGGAUUGAGCCAUGCAGACUCACCACUAGAGGUUGUGCUGUUCGACGUCAAGAAGAUCGUAUCGCUGCUAAAGUCGGGCGAUCGAGAUACAGAUGUGUGCAAGGGCUUGUUGAAGAUGCUCAUGCCCUACGUCAUGCCGUGGGGCUUCCGGCCCGACAUCGACCAACAGCUGUCGAAAAUCCUCCAUGUCAAAAUCCCUAAAGAGCCAUCACACGCCGUCCUGGGCCGCAACGGACACAUCUCAUCGCUCAUGGCUGGAAGUACUCGUCCCACCGACCCAUGGCGCAUGAGUGGACACCUAACCGGCGUGCAGAUGGCCUGUGCUAUAUCACUCACCUACUGGGAGCACCCCAUUGCUACGCGUCUGCUGUGCACGUUGUUUACCGUCACUUUACCUCAACUGCCAGCGGAUCCCGUGACUGGCAAACUGCCGUUUGUCCCACCCACCCUGGGCAUCCUCACGGACUUCUGGAAGGGCACGUCGAUGUCGCGCCCCAUACACCAGUUGGUGGACGCGUACCUGGCCGCCAUGAGCGAUGCGAUGAUCGACGAAGAGGUGUGCAAGUGGGAGGUGUACCUACAGAGCCAGCCAGACAUCAAGCCCGCGGCACACACCCCCACGGGCGAGCGGGUGUCUCCGCAUCCGGGUGCACACCACGCGCCAGGCGACACAGAUCCCCCCACGGAGGCUGGCAGGACGGCCAGUAAAUUGACCAGCGCCACACAACACCAGCGCAAUGUCAACGAGAACGACAUGUACGACUCGCCACACGACCGGAUGGCUGUACUGGUGCUGGGGCUGAUUGGGUCGAGGUAUCCGUCGGCGCUAUCGCCCGAGCUAACGGCCAAAGUGGCGGGGCAGUUGUGCUUGGCCGCGCUGGAGCAGAAUGGCAGGCCGGCGGACCGCUUCAACAACAAAAGCAAAACCGACCCGCAGGCAGCGGGAAAGAAGUUCGACGGGCGAAGGACAACGGCGGCUGCGGAAUUGCUGGGCGAGGGAUUCAGCACAUGGAUGGAGCACCUGGACGUGCCUCGUCUGGUGUUGCAGCUGUUGGCUGUAACUGGGCCGGUGGUCAAAUCAUCCACCAAUGCCAUAAAGGGGAGGGCCAUGUACUUCGGCGUGCUGAAGAAAGUUGCAACGAAUGCGCCGCGAGUGCUGGUGACCACGAUCAGUAACUUCUUCGUGAAAUCACAGUCCGUACCAUCACGCAUCCACGCGAUGAACGUUGUGCUCAACCUCGUGAGGGAGAUCCCCGAUGUUUUCGGCGAGCAGGUGCCUAGGCUCGUCGAUCUGGUCGUUCGUUCUCUGGAUCCACACGUCCCACAGUUGCGCGACAAUUGCCUGGAGGGCAGCACCAAGACCCUGCAAGAAAUCGUCAAACGCUAUCUCAUGGUCAGCUUCCAUGCGCCGUCACAGAAGUUAGCAGUAGGCUCGUCGUCGGGAUUAGUGGUACUAUACGAUCUAAAGACCGCGCGGCGGUGGCAGGACAUCGAUACCAAGCAGAAUGAGGUAACGGCCGUUGCUUUCUCCAACGAUGGGCGAGUGCUGGCCUCGUACAGUGCACGUGACCUCUCUCUCAAGUUCUGGCAGACGAACAUGUCCAUAUUCAACAUUUUGACCAACACCAUCAGAUGUAUCAGCACACACAAGGUACCCGCUUGCGACCAGAAGGUGCUGGAUGAGGAUGUGCGGUUAGUGUGGAUUGCAGCGAACACACUCAGUCUGUGCAGAGAUCACAACGAGGUCACAUUUAGUGUAUAGCGUAAAAUAAAAC